UCCCAGGAUGGACAACAGUCUCCCAACAGAGUUUGAUGUGGUUGUAAUUGGGACAGGUUUGCCUGAAUCCAUCCUUGCAGCUGCAUGUUCCAGAAGUGGUCAGAGGGUUCUGCAUCUUGAUUCAAGAAGUUACUAUGGAGGAAACUGGGCUAGUUUCAGCUUUUCAGGAUUGCUCUCCUGGUUGAAGGAAUAUCAGCAAAACAGUGACAUUGGGGAAGAAAGUACUGCUGCAUGGCAAGACAUGAUCCAUGAAACAGAAGAAGGCAUCACUCUUCGCAAGAAGGAUGAAACCAUUCAACACACAGAAGUUUUUUGUUAUGCCAGUCAGGAUAUGGAUGACAAUAUUGAAGAGAUUGAUGAUCUGCAGAAAAAUCCUUCCUGGGUAGCAUCUAGUACCCUCAUUAAGCCUCUGGAUUCUACAUGCAUGUCUGAAGAAAUGCACCCGUUAUAUGUUUCUAGCUAUGAAGUGCCUGCAAAAGGCACUCCAGAAAACAAUGGAGAAGUAACUGAUACGGCAGAAACCUUGGUGAAAGAAGAAUAUUGUGGAUAUAAAACUUAUAAACACAGAGUUUCAGAUGGUGCUAAAGACGAAAUCAAACCUAUAUUGGAAGACAACAGUGAUCCACCAAAGAGAAACAGGAUUACUUACUCUCAAAUAGUUGAAGAAGGCAGGAGGUUUAAUAUUGACUUGGUAUCAAAGCUGCUUUAUUCCCAGGGACUGUUAAUUGAUCUUUUAAUCAAAUCAAAUGUUAGUCGUUAUGCAGAAUUUAAAAAUGUCACUAGGAUUCUUGCAUUUCGAGAAGGAAAAGUAGAGCAGGUGCCUUGCUCCAGGGCAGAUGUCUUUAAUAGCAAAGAGCUCACUAUGGUUGAAAAGAGGAUGCUAAUGAAAUUUCUUACAUUUUGUUUAGACUACGAACAACAUCCUGAUGAAUACCAAGCUUUCAUGCAAUGCUCAUUUUCAGAGUACUUAAAAACCAAAAAAUUAACCCCCAGCCUCCAACAUUUUGUACUACACUCAAUUGCAAUGAUGUCAGAGUCAUCUUGCACAACAAUAGAAGGCCUUAAAGCAACAAAAAACUUUCUUCAGUGUCUUGGAAGGUUUGGCAACACUCCCUUUUUAUUUCCCUUGUAUGGCCAAGGAGAAAUUCCCCAGUGUUUCUGCAGGAUGUGUGCAGUUUUUGGUGGAAUAUAUUGUCUUCGCCAUAAAGUACAAUGCCUUGUAGUUGACAAAGAAUCUGGAAGAUGUAAAGCAAUUAUAGAUCACCUUGGUCAAAGAAUAAAUGCUAAAUAUUUCAUUGUGGAGGAUAGUUACCUUUCUGAGGAAACAUGCUCAAAUGUGCAGUACGAACAGAUCUCCAGGGCAGUGCUCAUUACGGAUCAGUCUAUACUAAAGACAGAUUCAGAUCAGCAGAUUUCCAUUUUGAUAGUACCUCCAGAGGAACCAGGAGCAUGUGCUGUUCGAGUCACUGAAUUGUCUUCUUCAACCAUGACGUGCAUGAAAGACACCUGUCUGGUACAUCUGACCUGUUCAUCUUCCAAAACAGCAAGAGAAGACUUAGAAUCAGUCGUGAAGAAAUUAUUCACCCCAUAUGCUGAAACAGAAACAGACAAGGAAGAACUUGCAAAGCCAAGACUCUUGUGGGCUCUUUAUUUUAACAUGAGAGAUUCCUCAGGAGUCAGCAGAAGCUCAUAUAAUGGCUUACCUUCCAAUGUUUAUGUCUGCACUGGGCCUGACGGUGGACUAGGAAAUGAACACGCAGUCAAGCAAGCUGAAACACUCUUUAAGGAGAUCUUUCCAAGUGAAGAAUUCUGCCCUCCACCUCCAAAUCCAGAAGACGUUUUCUUUGAUGGUGAUGAUAAGCAACCAGAGCCUCUUGGAGCCAAUACUAUAAUAAUAGCCCAACUAGAAUCCUCUGACGGAAGGAAAAACCUAGGAAGCUCAGAGAAGCACCUUCAAAAUUAGAAAAAAGCAAACUGGAAAUGCUACUUUGGGCCUUCAUCCAGUAUCAGAAUAUUCUCAUUUAAAGGACAGUUUCCUAUAUGAGUAAUUAGAAUUGGUUAUUUGAUGAAUGCCAUGCAGAUGUUGUCUGUAAUUCUCUUUGUGACUUUCAGUUAUUGGAUGUAUUUGUUAACCUAUCAAUAACUGAUUUAUUGGUUAUUGGACUUCUUUUUGUUUCAGAAUGGGCUCCAUGAGCCAGAAUCUUAAACAGGGUUAGCUUUAUUUUAGUACUGGGUAUAUAUGUGAGGGUUCCAUAUUAGCCAUAGUGCUUAAAGGAAAUGGUAUUGUAUCUGCUGAUCUUCAGAUUUUAUUAUUGUCUACAGAACAAUAGCAUCUAAGGAAUAUUUUAAUUACUUUUGUAGCUAUUACAGUUGCUACCACCUCUAAAUAGUGAAACACACACAGAGGAAAUUAUGUGGGUCUUUUGUUUAUAAGAUAAACAUAAUAUAUUAAGUAUGAUCCUUUAUUUGUGAAGGUGAUGUUUACAAUACAUCUUGCAGUUUAAUUCUCCUACUUGACCCUUGUAACCAAUGAGGCAGUGACGCCACCACAGUCUUAUGCAUUGCAAAAAGAGAGAGUUCAUUUGUAGUUGAAGAGCUCAUUCUUGGGAGGUUCAGUCCAAAGAAAAUAUAGGGGAAAAGAUUAGUUCUGGUUUAAUACUUCAGAAAAUUUCUGAGGAGCACUGCUCUGGCACCUAAAAGAAAAGAACAAAGUAACUCAGGCUAAAGAAAAAAUAAAUUGCUCCAGGAAGAGAUAUUUCAGAAUGCUUGUUCUGAAAUUGCUAAGGAGAAACUGAAUGAAGCAUUUUUAACCUGGGGUUACAUAUGGUUUUUAAAAUCCAUCUGUAAAUAGAUUUCCCAAGGUUUCUCAGUGAAAGUGAAGCAUACAAUCUUGUUGGCUCCACCACUUUAAUUAGUAACACUACAGUUGAUAGGAGUGAAUCAAAGGAGGGUUACCAUGUCCCUUUGGUUGUGUCCCACCCCACAAAUAAUGAGGUAAAUGCCUUCAUAAUCGACUCCUUCCUCUUAGCUGUUAUCUAGAGGAUAGAAAACAUUUUUUUCCAGAACUACCAGAAGUCAUAAAGCUGGUUAUACGGUAGCAGCAGAUGCUUGUGGAGCUGUCAAAAGAAAUAAACUUCCUUCCCUUUAGGUCACUGUUUCCAUUCCUCAGACAGAGAAUGAUAAUCCUAUAGGAAGGAUUUAGGAAGGGAUAGGAAAGGAUAUAGGAAGCCCUUUUAAUUACAGUUCUUGUCCUGGAACAGAGCAUUUGCUAUGUGCUAGGCACUUAUUGUGCUCUCUAAUUACAGUUUCUCAACAACCCUGUGAGGCAGAUAUUAUUGAAUACAUUUUCAAAGAGGAAAUAAAGACUUAAUAAUUCUCUCAGGCUGGUUUGUGGAAGAGCCAACAUUGGAAUCCAGGCUUUCAUGAUUUCAAAAUCUUUCAACUGAUGUUAACUGUUAGAAGAGUGUAGGUACUGUAGGAGAAGGAAAAGAUGCUCAUGAAAACCAGUCUAGCAUUGCUAGUGAAUCAAAGUAGACAGACAUCUCUUGGCUUAUUAUUGAGUCAGAGAAAUAUGAAAAUAAAGAUUAAUUAAAAAUAAAUAUGGCUUAGAGCUGUGGAUCUCAUUGAAGCAGAAUUUGUCUGUUUUAACAAAAUCAUACUUUUUAAUGUAUCUCUUGAUUAUUGUGUUAUAAAAAGUAAUGUUACUAGGCCAAAAUAUGCUUUGAAUAGUUUUUUGUUGAUCUUCUAUAUGUGAGGAAAAUGAAAUAAGAAAGAUUUAAGUAAUUUUCAGCUUACUGAAGGAGAGAAGUCAUGAAUUGGUAUUAAUAUGUAUGUUUUGAAUCUAGCAGAUCUAUUAUUGGGUGGGUUCUAAGGCUUAAACUUAUCAAAACAACUGAAAUGUCUGAAAUAGACCUAAAAAUUAGUUAUUAAAAUGUAAAAGAAUUUAAGAUGUUAAGUGAAAUGGAGGUGAAGGUAAUCCAGACCUAUUGAAAAAAUUUUAAUUUCCAUAUCAUGAAUAUUUUUAUUCAUAAGAAUUUGAGAAGGGUAACGAGAAGUUGCAAAAAACGAUAGAACCAAAGAUAAUGGAAACAGGAAAAUGUUAGAUUAUUGAUAAAAUAAGGGUUUUAAAAACUAAGAAAAUGAAUAUAUUGGUUUCCUACUUGAAUGCAAAUAAAUUGGAAAUGAGAAAAGUUAUUACCAAUAAAAAGCAUUUUAAAAAUUAGAGGAUAUUAUAACCUAGUAUAAUUUUUUGACAAGUUGGAAUUUUACCCUAUGGGCUUAUUGAUGAACUUUUUCAAAGGUUCAAAGUAUAAAUAAUAUGUGUAUCAAAAGAUGAUAUAAUAUUUGCAUUUUGAGGUUAAUAUUGCCUCAAUGCUAGGAGUCAAACAUUUUGAAAAGGGUUUCAUUCUGAACAAAUGCAAAAUAUUAGCAAAUGAUACACAACAUAAAAAUAAUUAUUUACUGUGACUCAGGAUUAUAAGGUUGGUGUCCAACAGAAUAACCAUUAAAUCAAUAUCAGCAGAACAAAAUAGUAAAAAUGCAAAGUAUUAACUACAGGUAACUUUAAAAAUAUUAAUAAAAUUCAUU
Messenger RNA from Mesoplodon densirostris (Blainville's beaked whale), 4587 nucleotides. It is a transcript of the gene CHML, whose product is annotated as CHM like Rab escort protein. The record is from RefSeq and is a predicted model, not a curated record. The coding region runs from base 8 to 1963 and encodes 651 amino acids. The transcript has a single exon. NCBI's taxonomy places the organism in Eukaryota, Metazoa, Chordata, Mammalia, Artiodactyla, Ziphiidae. Gene Ontology annotation, biological process: protein geranylgeranylation; intracellular protein transport; small GTPase-mediated signal transduction. Gene Ontology annotation, molecular function: GDP-dissociation inhibitor activity. Gene Ontology annotation, cellular component: cytosol; nucleus; cytoplasm.